GUAGCCGUACCAUGGCUUCGCGGCCGAUGCACGCGGCCGACCAGCAAGAGUUGCUGUGAGGCCGCCGUACCAUCGCCUACCAUCGUGCCAGUGUUCGGUGUGUGUGUGUUUUGCUGGGCGCCAGCCUUUGUGCAGUGUGCGAUUUAAAUUCGGAUAAACCGGAAUUCGGGUUAAACAUGCGACAUUUGCAACACUCGAACUAAACCCAUUGAGCUGAAUUUGAAAAGAUGGCUCAAUAUCUAGUCUUUUUCCUGGCACUGUUCCUCUUCAAAUCGGCGCUCUCGCAGUCCAACUAUGCCGACCAGGCUAACAAUAUCGAGUACCAAGGCAAAGGCCUUCCCGACCAAGCCACUCUGGAUGGCAAAGUGACGAAACUGGACGAUCUCAGCCCUGUUAUUUUCCUAAACCGGACCAAAGCCGCUCUCAACUGCGCCGCAGGCUCGAUGCAAGUCGAGCUCAAAUUCAACGAUAAGUUCUACGGUAUUGCCUAUGCCGAUUUUGACCGGAAUUCCGCCUGCCAGGUGUAUGGCAAAGGUGGAUACAGCUACAAACUCGAAUUGCCACUCAAAGGUUGCGGAACCAAACAAGACCCUCAACGUGUUUUCACAAAUAACAUCGUCGUGAGGUUCCACCCAGGCUUGGAAAUCGAUGGGGACGAGAUUAUUACGAUUGUGUGCCGGUACCCACCGCCGGUGGCACCACUGCCCGACCCUUUGAUCGACUUCAGCAAAGAAGUACCACCUCCUGCGCGGGUGCUUGAACCGGCCUUGAAACCCUUCCAGAUUCUUCUAAUCUUCUGUGGGAUUCUCUUCCUGUCUUUGCUGCUGCUAGGUUUAGGUUGUUCGUAUUAUUGCCUAAGGAGGCGCAAUUUGACAGUCGUCCGGAAGCCCUUCUCGCCAUUGACCGACGGUUCCGAAAUCACCAAAGUCUCUGGAAGCUCACUUGGCAACUUGUCGAUGUUUGAAGGCUUGAAGAUCCCACGGGUUAGUGCGCCGGUGGUUGCGGCCCCUGGAAGUAGUUCCGGGAGUGAAGGUCCUCUCAUUAGUGAUACUCUCCCGUCGGAUUACCCCUCCGAGUCCCACUCGGAGGCUGAAGAUGCUCGUUCCCUCCCACCUUCUUCGGGUGGCAGCUUCGAGAACCAAGCCUACGUCGCUGAUACGUUCUACACCGAACCACCAAGACUCCCCUUGGCUAAGGAACCUAAGUUUGAUGUCCAAGUUCGUGUGAAACGAGCUCCGCCCUCGCCCCCAAGUCUCAGUAUCUCCGACACGGAGAGUUCAGCCCGGAAUUUAUCCACAAUCAUGGAACAGAGGGAGGAAAGUGUUCGCUCGAUUGAUUCCCCCCUCCCUGUCGAACGCACCCACUUCACGUACGUCCCUGAACUGCACCCCCCACCGAAACACAUACAACCGGCACCCACUUACAACCGCAUUUUGCGAAGGCAACAAGAACUACAAGAGGAGAGGUCAAUUGCAUCGCUGAAUACCGAAAUGACUGAUACGCACUCAAUGACGGAGAUGAUUGAUGAUAGUCACCAUAAACCAGCGCCGCCUCCGCCACCCCCAAUCAUCCCGCGGCAGGAAUACGUGGUUGAUUUCGCCCCGCCCCCGACACUGGAACCCCCAAUCGCGGUGGUGCACAAACCGGAAAUCACCUCACAUGUUGUGGACGAUGUUUUCCUGCGGACCAUCACCGAGAAGAAGACUAUCGAGGAUAUUGAACGACACAAGAGGCUGAUUACGGAGUACCACACCCGGGCUAAGGCGAUCCCUGAGCAGAAAUGGGACGUUACCAUCAAGAAUUAUCCAGUGGAGAUGCCAGAACCCCCAGAAUGGGAGAACUUCUCUGAUAUUUCCUCCGCGUCUGGAAUGACCUUGACGCCGAAACCGGAACGCGCCACCAUGUCGCUCCCACCGCAGAGUACCAUCGACGACAACAAACUCCCACUGAACUCUCCAGAACUCGUCGGGAGUGUCACACAGCAAGGUACGUUCCUCGAAACCUUCAAUAUCCCACUUGAGAAUCCGGAAGUGCCAAAUUGGAGCGUCCUGAUCCGGGUACUACAACCCGAACAGGAGGAAGGUCCAGUGAUCGAAAGCGCCGAAACGUUUAAUUCGCAACUAACCCUCUCCGACAAAAUGAAGUGGAGACAGAUUAUAACCACCGAAUCCACUCUACGCACUCUCCUGACUGAAGCCGUGGUCCGGGAAGACUUCGAACGCAUCCGUCAGGACACCCGUUACGAGAAACUCUUCGAGCCGCCCAAAUGGGACGUCAUCAUCCGAAUUCUAACCCCGGUGGACAAACCCAAGAGCCAGGGCCGCUUCCGCAAAAAAUCCGACUGGGACACGCGCAGCCGCCGUAGCAGCCUGCCAACGCUCUACGAGUACGACUCCGACGGUGGUAGUUCCGUGCGUACCAUCACCCAGGAACCCAUCGUGCACCCACUGCGCACCCGCCGGGUGUCGAGGUCUAGUUACCGCAGCGAGGCCGAUUUGCGCUCCAUGUCCGAGGUGACGGUCGACUUUGGCCGUCCCGAAGACAGCCAUUCCGAAAGUUCCAGUUACUAUCCGCGUUACUACGAGGAUUCGGAGUUUGAGUAUAAGAGUAGCUCCUCCCACCACCCCUCCCUCGCGCGGUCUCUAAGCCAGCCCUCGCUGGCCCGCUCAGCCAGUGAAUUCACCGAGCGGUGGAUUGCGCCCUCCCGUUACGACACGGCGAGUGAGUUCACUAGUCCAGAGGCCACGCCCAAGUCGCAGAGGAGUAGCCGCAUCCAACCACUGCAUGUUCCCCGAGGUAGUGGGGAGCAUUCGUCCGUGUGGCAGGCGACAGCCAGCAGUCAGGUCACUCAAAGGCCGGGAAUGACCACGCAAGUGGUGACGAAAGAGUUCCACAGUGAAGCGUCGACUAGUUUUAUGGGCGCGACCUCGAAGAACUGGUUCGGGGAUAACGACAGUGAAGCUAGUUUCAAAUAACUGAUUAACGGAAUUUAUUAACACUGCCCGAAAAAAAUUUUGUUUUCUCGUAAUUUUAGUAACUAGAAUGCUGUGAUAACGUCUGUAAGGUUACGAUUGGCCGGUUUUUGGAUUGUUUGUAAAGGGCUAUCACCCUUUUGUUGACUUUUCCACGAUUGUUGUGGAGGACUGAACAAUCGGGUACUACUAAAUCUAGUUCUAGGUUCUAAUCUAUGCUCAAAUCUUUGGUGGUGGUCGAUGGGCUUCUUUCUCCUAACCUCGCUCUCGUUUUAGUUAAUUUUAUUUUUAUACAGAUAUCUCUAGGUGCUAUUACAUUUAUACCGAAUGUUUGUAACUUUUUAUAAUGAAAUAAAUUAAUUUAAUUAAUAAAUGCUUACAAUACUG
This is a messenger RNA of Tribolium castaneum (red flour beetle), 3359 nucleotides long. RefSeq names its product papillote (gene pot). The transcript is spliced from 5 exons. The record is from RefSeq and is a predicted model, not a curated record. NCBI's taxonomy places the organism in Eukaryota, Metazoa, Arthropoda, Insecta, Coleoptera, Tenebrionidae. Bases 228 to 2975 code for a protein of 915 amino acids.